Triticum urartu is the source of this 1926-nucleotide messenger RNA. The record is from RefSeq and is a predicted model, not a curated record. Lineage: Eukaryota; Viridiplantae; Streptophyta; Magnoliopsida; Poales; Poaceae.
AUGGCGUCCCACAUUGUUGGCUACCCUCGCAUGGGCCCCAAGAGGGAGCUCAAGUUUGCCUUGGAGUCUUUCUGGGAUGGGAAGAGCAGCGCCGAGGAUUUGGAGAAGGUUGCUGCCGACCUCAGGGCCAGCAUCUGGAAGCAGAUGUCAGAGGCUGGGAUUAAGUACAUUCCCAGCAACACCUUCUCAUACUAUGACCAGGUGCUUGACACAACGGCCAUGCUUGGUGCCGUCCCGGACCGCUACUCAUGGACUGGCGGAGAGAUUGGCUACAGCACCUACUUCUCAAUGGCCAGGGGCAAUGCCACUGUCCCUGCUAUGGAGAUGACCAAGUGGUUUGACACUAACUACCACUUCAUUGUGCCUGAAUUGAGCCCAGCAACCAAGUUCUCAUAUGCUUCACACAAGGCUGUCUCUGAAUACAAGGAGGCAAAGGCGCUCGGUGUUGACACUGUUCCAGUGCUUGUUGGACCAGUCUCAUACUUGCUGCUCUCCAAGGCAGCGAAGGGUGUGGAGAAAUUAUUCUCUCUUCUUUCACUUCUUGAUAGCAUUCUUCCCAUCUACAAGGAAGUUGUGGCUGAGCUGAAGGCAGCUGGUGCUUCAUGGAUUCAGUUUGAUGAGCCCACCCUUGUUAAGGACCUUGCUGCUCACGAAUUGGCCGCGUUCUCUUCAGCAUAUGCUGAACUCGAAUCGGCACUCUCUGGAUUGAAUGUGCUUACUGAGACAUACUUUGCCGAUGUUCCUGCUGAAUCUUACAAGACCCUCACAUCAUUGAGUGGCGUGACUGCCUAUGGUUUUGAUCUUGUUCGUGGAACUAAGACACUUGAACUUAUCAAGAGCGCUGGUAUCCCAUCUGGGAAGUACUUAUUUGCUGGUGUUGUAGAUGGAAGGAACAUCUGGGCUGAUGAUCUUGCUGCAUCUCUCAGCACUCUCCAGUGUCUUGAGGCUGUUGUUGGCAAGGACAAGCUUGUGGUGUCCACCUCCUGCUCUCUGAUGCUAUCAAGGAAGAAAUUAGCAAGGUUGUCAAGAUCCAAGAGGAGCUUGACAUCGAUGUGCUCGUCCACGGAGAGCCUGAGGAAUUUGCUUAAGCAUAUCAGAAAUGACGUGGUUGAGUACUUUGGCGAGCAAUUGUCUGGUUUUGCAUUUACUGCCAAUGGAUGGGUGCAAUCCUAUGGAUCACGUUGCGUGAAGCCACCGAUCAUCUAUGGUGAUGUCAGCCGCCCCAACCCCAUGACAGUCUUCUGGUCCAAGAUGGCUCAGGACAUGACCCCUCGCCCAAUGAAGGGAAUGCUGACUGGUCCUGUCACAAUCCUCAACUGGUCUUUUGUCAGGAACGACCAGCCAAGGUUUGAGACAUGCUACCAGAUUGCUCUUGCCAUUAAAAAGGAGGUUGAGGAUCUCGAAGCUGGUGGUAUUCAGGUGAUCCAGAUCGAUGAGGCUGCUCUAAGAGAGGGUCUGCCACUUCGCAAGUCGGAGCAUGCUUUCUACUUGGACUGGGCUGUCCACUCAUUCAGAAUCACCAACUGCGGUGUGCAAGAUACCACUCAGAUCCACACUCACAUGUGCUACUCCAACUUCAACGAUAUCAUCCACUCCAUCAUCAACAUGGACGCCGACGUCAUCACCAUUGAGAAUUCCCGCUCCGACGAGAAGCUCCUGUCGGUCUUCCGCGAGGGCGUGACCUACGGAGCCGGCAUCGGCCCUGGCGUCUACGACAUCCACUCCCCCAGGAUCCCCGAGGAGAUUGCCGACCGCGUCAACAAGAUGCUUGCGGUGCUCGACACCAACAUCCUGUGGGUGAACCCUGACUGCGGCCUCAAGACCCGCAAAUACACCGAGGUGAAGCCCGCCCUGACCAACAUGGUUGCCGCGGCCAAGCUCAUCCGCACCCAGCUCGCCAGCACAAAGUGAAGAGCCACGAAAGCG